Messenger RNA from Salvia splendens (bonfire salvia), 1335 nucleotides. Its product is annotated as serine/threonine-protein phosphatase 7 long form homolog. The transcript is spliced from 5 exons. Gene Ontology annotation, biological process: meristem maintenance; meristem development. The coding region runs from base 1 to 1335 and encodes 444 amino acids. The record is from RefSeq and is a predicted model, not a curated record. Lineage: Eukaryota; Viridiplantae; Streptophyta; Magnoliopsida; Lamiales; Lamiaceae.
AUGGAUUGUGGGAAGUCGAUGAGGGUCGGCAAUGAGCUUAUCACGGCUUUGAUUGAGCGUUGGAGGCCGGAGACGCACACUUUCCAUCUACCAAUUGGAGAGGCGACGGUGACCUUGGAAGAUGUGCAAGCCAUUUGGGGCUUGAGAGCGGACGGUCGCGUUUUCACAGGACGUGACCAUCAUGUCGGAUAUCCCGAUUGGCCUAGCAAGUGCCGAGAUUUGUUGGGAUGGAUACCGGAUACAAACACAGAGACAAAGCAAGGCGGUUUGCUGAUGAUCGCUCUGAUCAACCAGACGAGGAUACCUUUGGACACCACGGGGUGUAAGGUUCCUUUUAUGUGGUUGAAUGCAUUUGAGGAUCCGGACGAGGUGCAGAAUAUUAGUUGGGGAAAUGCGGCUUUGUCGUACCUGUAUCAUUACCUGUGCGAGGCUUCCAUGGAUAAGAGGAAAGAUUUGGGUGGGCCUAUGAUGCUUCUGCAGCUAUGGGCGUGGGAAAGAAUGCCCACAUUGAGGUCGUCGUUCAUAGGAGCACUCGUGCACGAGCCAUAUACGCCAUGUGGCGCCAGGUGGAAAGGAACUACGCAAAUAGGAAAUGCUCCUAGAUAUUCGGUUGAGCAUUACCGUGAUCAAAUAUCCCUGAUUAGACCUGACCAGUUUCUGUGGACGUCAUAUGCACAUUGCAUACUGUCUGACUACUGCAGUGAUGUGAAUGGAUGCUCCUUGUGCGACACUUACUUGGUGUGUUGGUCCUAUGUCGAGGCACAUGAGGCUGGACGAGUGCACCGACAGUUUAAUCGGUACCAGGAUAUUCCUCAAUAUGUAGAUAUGAUGCUAAAAAUUGCCGAUCAUUUGGGUAAAAAUGAUCGGCGUGGUAAGAAGGGUAACAAUUGGGAAAACACGCAUCAGUUCUACAUUGGGGAGUGGGACAUGAGGUAUGAAAGGUUCCAGGCAACCGAAGAUGCUGGAACGAUGUCCAUGAACAUUCCUAUGAGUCCGGGGUAUAUGGUGUGGUAUAACAAGAUUACAGUGACGUACCUGACUCAACCCGGGGCACGGUCAACUGCUGGGAUGAACGAGUCAGCUUCUUCGAUGAGAUUAUUUGUUGAGGGUUUUCAGCAGGUUUGGCAUUUAACUAGUGAAGAAGAAAUGGACCCAAGAAUGCGACAUAUUCGAGAAAUUGCUAGGCAUGCCCUUCAGUCUACGAACCACGCUGAUGUCAUGGAGUAUACGGCUUCCCAACACCAAGAUGUGGUCAUGCCUUAUCAACCACAAGUAAUUCCACCACGUCGUGGAGUGACUGGUGUUCGGACUGGAGGACACGGUUUCACAAAAUAG